UAUAUAGAAUGGAUAGUAAAAGAAAUAUCAUCUAAAACAGAAAAAUAGUGCGGCAAAGGCGAAGAUGACGGGGAAGCAGAUAAGAGAUAUAUUACAAUGGUUAUUAUUCGUAAAUCUGUCACGAAAAAUUCAGGAUGAUAUAUUGAGACGGUUACAUUCAAUUGUAACAGGAAUUGGAAAUCUAAUGUUUCCUGAGACACUAAAUGGAAAGGGUUGGAUGUUAAAUCAACCGAUCAGAAUCGGAAUUAAAUUUAACAUACGCCCUAAAACUGUCAUGGAGAACCAACAGAACACAGUCGUUCGCUUGAACUGUGCGGUUUGCAGACAGCAAAGAAGACGGUGCGACGUCACGUGCCCAUACGCACCGUUUUUUCCCCCUCAUUGCUUUGCGGACUACCAAAAGGCUCGGAAGCUAUUCGGUACAAGCACGAUAAUGAGGAUGAUGGGCGAGGUUGGGGCGCCCGAGCUGAAGAGGGCAUUGGCCGACUCCCUGCUCGCCGAGGGCCGUGCGCGGGCGGAAGAUCCCGUCAUGGGCGGCUUCGGAAUAGUCCGUAUGCUGAGGUGGCAGAUCCAGUUCUACCAGACGCAUCUGGAACAAACAAGACGAGAGAUCGCAGCUCGGAAAGAGGCGAAUGCGAGGGAGAGAACUGGGAUGCCGCCUGAAUACAAAGGAGAUGGGCUUUCCACUGACAUUGAUUUGGAGGCAGGAAAUACAGAACUGAGAUUGUUCGAGCCGAGUUGGUUGGAACACGGACCAGAUCGAACAGCCGAGACGGCUCCUGCCGACGAUGUCUCUAAUCCACAAAGCCAUUGAAGACAAUUUGGAUGCAUGUUCCAUGCUGUUUUCUUAUAUAUAAUAUUGUAACUUUCUUUGGUUUUUCCCAUUUGUGUAUAUUUCUUUAUCCAUCGAUAAAUGUGAACAUCGAGAAGAAAAGAGCGUAAG
Molecule: messenger RNA, 943 nt
Organism: Tarenaya hassleriana
Lineage: Eukaryota; Viridiplantae; Streptophyta; Magnoliopsida; Brassicales; Cleomaceae
Product: LOB domain-containing protein 13-like
Exons: 6
Coding region: 65-814 (249 amino acids)
Source: RefSeq, a predicted model, not a curated record